AUGGCGUUGGCUCCCUCAGAGGCGCCAUCCCCCCACGAAGCAGAUGGCUGCCACCUGGGCCGCCCCAUCUUUGAGUUCCUAGACCACCCCGCCAUCCUCCGCUUUCGCAAGGACUACCAGCACCACCGACUGGGUCGAGCGAAGGGGGCGAAGGGUGAGGUAUGUGAGGCUCUGAAGGAGGUGGAGCAGGAGAAGUGUUAUCAGCAGCCUCAUCAGCAGCAGCAGCAGGAGCAGCAGCAGCAGCAGCAGCAGCAGCAGGCGCAUGCAGCCCCAUUGCCUGAAGGUAUAUCUGAAGAUGACGCCGAGUCUCUUCUCUCUCCUUUUGGGGCUUAUGACGCCGACUCUCCCUUCCACAGAGAUGAACAGCUCCUCAUACAAAUCGCCAGAUGGAGAAUGGCUUACCAGAGAUUCAGGGAGCUGCAAGAGGAGCUGCAGGAGACCUUGAGGAGAUCGCCAAGGGCCUCAGUCUGUCCGUGA
This is a messenger RNA of Eimeria mitis, 477 nucleotides long. Its product is annotated as Mannitol-1-phosphate dehydrogenase, related. The record is from RefSeq and is a predicted model, not a curated record. NCBI's taxonomy places the organism in Eukaryota, Apicomplexa, Conoidasida, Eucoccidiorida, Eimeriidae. Bases 1 to 477 code for a protein of 158 amino acids. The transcript is spliced from 3 exons.